UACUAUUGUAGCGACCAAAACAUACGCAACGAAUAUUCUCGAAUGUUCUCGUUAUCAAAAACCUUCGAGAAACUUCGAUAACGCCAUAAGAUAACCUACGCGGGUAUAGAAUAUUCUAGAAUUAGCGAGAGCCUUAUCGGAGCUAUAUAUAUAUCGGAAGAAUCAGUCAGUUAGUUAGUUCAGUUCAGACUGUCUAGUCCGCGAUACGCUACACGACCGCUACACCCCGCCGCUGUUGUCAUCGUGUAUUAUGUUUACUUCGAUUAUUUUAUUUUUCCUUACUGUAUAUACAUAUAUUUUCUUUUAGUGUUUAUACGUCUAUUUUAGUGUUAUAAUUUUGUUUAAUAAAAGUCUACCGCCAUUUAAAUAAUUGUGUGUUGUAAGAUAUAACCCACAAUAAUAAAUAAUAUUAUUUUACAGCUACCCAAAAAUUUUUCUGGAUCAAUAGUAAAUUGAUGAUUAUCAAGUUUCUUCGUCUUCUGAGAUUUAUUCUUUAUGCUGUUCAAGUUGCAACAAGUUUUGCAAUAGUCAUGAUAGAAAGGUUGAUUGAGCAUUUUAAUCGCAAUGUGAAUUUCAAUGAUAAUAUUCCCUAUAUGGAAUAUUACGUGGAUGCAGAAAACCAAACAAUAAAUGAGCAACAAAAUUUCCUAACUUCAACAAAUGAAGUCGUUGACCAAGUGAACAUUUCUGAUACCAAUGAUUCACCAUUCAUUGAAUCGAAUGGUCAAAAUGCAUCACUCGUGCCCAUCGAAAAUGACAAUACUACAACGAAGCAACAUCAGAUAACUCAGGUCACAGAAGAUGAAAAAAGAUUUAUGAUGAAAGAUAUGCCAAAGUUUAACUUGAUUAUAAACCACUUGAUUAUAAAUCCUCUAAGAGUGCUUUACACUUCUAAAGAUUAUCUUUUUUUGGCUAAAGUGAAUGAAGAAAAAUCCAUUAGGUCACUUGAAAGACGCAUAAAUGCGUUUUACAGUUCCUAUGAGGAAAAAACGUACGCCCCACAACUGGAUGAGCUAUGCGUUAUUAAAUAUAACGACGGUAAGUGGUACAGAGGCAUUUGUAAAGCUAUUAAUGAUGAUUUUAAUGGAAAAUCGACUUUUUUUAUAUCAUUGCUUGAUUGGGGCGAGUUUAUUAAUGUAAAUGCUAACAAUAUACGUAAAAUACAGCCAUUUUGUACUCAACACACACCUUUAGCAAUUAAAUGCGUUCUUAGAGAUUUGAAACUUUCACGUGUUCCGAAGAAAAUCUUAUGGAAACUUUCAAACAAAGUUUUCAAUUGCAACAUACUUGCUAGAAUUGGACCAAAUUAUUAUGAAAUUAAAUCAAGGCAGAUAAUUAGCUUAUUUAAUAAAUAAAUAUUAAUUAGUUUCAUCUAGUCAGCACUUUAUAUUUAACCCGCUAAUAUAAUUUACAUGUAAUUAAUUUUUAGAGAAAAUUUCUCAAUUUCUUAUUAUAUUCUU
This is a messenger RNA of Daktulosphaira vitifoliae (grape phylloxera), 1460 nucleotides long. RefSeq lists its product as uncharacterized. Bases 456 to 1355 code for a protein of 299 amino acids. NCBI's taxonomy places the organism in Eukaryota, Metazoa, Arthropoda, Insecta, Hemiptera, Phylloxeridae. The transcript is spliced from 8 exons. The record is from RefSeq and is a predicted model, not a curated record.